AUGUUGCCUUGGAUGCAUUACGUGAGACCCUUUGGUGCAGCCCAACAAGACAUCCUUAGGCACACUGCUAUGAGGAUUGUGACGGCAAGGUUAGCUCGGUCCAAACCUCCUUUAGGCCAAGAAGUAGUCCAAUUCAUGUUGGACUCGGAUACGCACAUGUGGAGGAUGAGACGAAGCAAGGCCAAUUGGUUUAGGGUUGUGGGUUGCUUGUCAAAAGCAACUACAAUUUCCCGUUGGCUCAAUGGAAUUCAAACAUGGGUGCACCCUCCAACUACAAUCUUGGUCCAUAUCUUGUUGGUAGCCAUUGUAUUGUGCCCGCACCUAGUGUUAUCGACAAUUUUCAUGUAUGCGUUCCUCAUCAUAGCAUUGAGAUUUCGGUAUCGUCAACGUGUUCGGAUCACAGUGGAUCCCAGGAUGUCCCAUGUUGAAGUUGUGAGUCCGGACGAGCUUGAUGAAGAAUUCGAUGGAUUUCCAACUACACGAGCAAUUGACCAAGUGCGCAUCCGCUAUGAUCGAUUACGUGCUCUAGCAGGACGUGCCCAAACACUCUUGGGUGAUGUUGCAGCACAAGGUGAACGGUUGGAGGCACUUUUCAAUUGGAGAGAUCCUAGAGCUACAAGCAUAUUCGUUGUGUUUUGCCUAUUUGCUUCCUUAUUGUUCUAUGUCAUACCCUUCAAAGUAUUUGUUUUAGGGUUAGGGUUAUACUACCUCCGCCACCCAAGAUUCCGCGGUGACAUGCCCUCCAUCCCCAUGAACUUUUUCCGAAGGCUGCCACCGUUGUCCGAUCAAAUUCUUUAA
This is a messenger RNA of Fraxinus pennsylvanica, 798 nucleotides long. The record is from the annotation of a GenBank genome assembly. Lineage: Eukaryota; Viridiplantae; Streptophyta; Magnoliopsida; Lamiales; Oleaceae.